Molecule: messenger RNA, 4649 nt
Organism: Symphalangus syndactylus (siamang)
Lineage: Eukaryota; Metazoa; Chordata; Mammalia; Primates; Hylobatidae
Gene: SDHA
Product: succinate dehydrogenase complex flavoprotein subunit A
Biological process (GO): tricarboxylic acid cycle; mitochondrial electron transport, succinate to ubiquinone
Cellular component (GO): respiratory chain complex II (succinate dehydrogenase)
Molecular function (GO): flavin adenine dinucleotide binding; succinate dehydrogenase (quinone) activity; electron transfer activity
Source: RefSeq, a predicted model, not a curated record
CCCCUCCCCCCAGCUCGACCCCGGCGUGGUGCGCAGGCGCAGUCUGCGCGGGGACUGGCGGGACUGCGCGGCGGCGACAACAAACAUGUCGGGGGUCCGGGGCCUGUCACGGCUGCUGAGGGCUCGGCGCCUGGCGCUGGCCAAGGCGUGGCCAACAGUGUUGCAAACAGGAACCCGAGGUUUUCACUUCACUGUUGAUGGGAACAAGAGGGCAUCUGCUAAAGUUUCAGAUUCUAUUUCUGCUCAGUAUCCAGUAGUGGAUCAUGAAUUUGACGCAGUGGUGGUAGGCGCUGGAGGGGCAGGCUUGCGAGCCGCAUUUGGCCUUUCUGAGGCAGGAUUUAAUACAGCGUGUGUUACAAAGCUGUUUCCUACCAGGUCACACACUGUUGCGGCACAGGGAGGAAUCAAUGCUGCUCUGGGGAACAUGGAGGAGGACAACUGGAGGUGGCAUUUCUACGACACCGUGAAGGGCUCCGACUGGCUGGGGGACCAGGAUGCCAUCCACUACAUGACAGAGCAGGCCCCUGCCGCUGUGGUCGAGCUAGAGAAUUAUGGCAUGCCAUUUAGCAGAACUGAAGAUGGAAAGAUUUAUCAGCGUGCAUUUGGUGGACAGAGCCUCAAGUUUGGAAAGGGCGGACAGGCCCAUCGGUGCUGCUGUGUGGCUGAUCGGACCGGCCACUCGCUAUUGCAUACCUUAUAUGGAAGGUCUCUGCGAUAUGAUACCAGCUAUUUUGUGGAGUAUUUUGCCUUGGAUCUCCUGAUGGAGAACGGGGAGUGCCGUGGUGUCAUCGCACUGUGCAUAGAGGACGGGUCCAUCCAUCGCAUAAGAGCAAAGAACACUGUUGUUGCCACAGGAGGCUACGGGCGCACCUACUUCAGCUGCACAUCUGCCCACACCAGCACCGGCGACGGCACGGCCAUGAUCACCAGGGCGGGACUUCCUUGCCAGGACCUAGAGUUUGUUCAGUUCCACCCCACAGGCAUAUACGGUGCUGGUUGUCUCAUUACGGAAGGAUGUCGUGGAGAGGGAGGGAUUCUCAUUAACAGUCAAGGCGAAAGGUUUAUGGAGCGAUACGCCCCCGUCGCGAAGGACCUGGCAUCUAGAGAUGUGGUGUGUCGGUCGAUGACUUUGGAGAUCCGUGAAGGAAGAGGCUGUGGCCCUGAGAAAGAUCACGUCUACCUGCAGCUGCAUCACCUCCCUCCAGAGCAGCUGGCCACGCGCCUGCCCGGCAUUUCAGAGACAGCCAUGAUCUUCGCUGGGGUGGACGUCACGAAGGAGCCGAUCCCUGUCCUCCCCACUGUGCAUUAUAACAUGGGCGGCAUUCCCACCAACUACAAGGGGCAGGUCCUGAGGCACGUAAAUGGCCAGGAUCAGAUUGUGCCUGGCCUGUACGCCUGUGGGGAGGCCGCCUGUGCCUCGGUACAUGGUGCCAACCGGCUCGGGGCAAACUCUCUCUUGGACCUGGUUGUCUUUGGUCGGGCAUGUGCCCUGAGCAUCGAAGAGUCAUGCAGACCUGGAGAUAAAGUCCCUCCAAUUAAACCAAACGCUGGGGAAGAAUCUGUCAUGAAUCUUGACAAAUUGAGAUUUGCUGAUGGAAGCAUAAGAACAUCGGAACUGCGACUCAGCAUGCAGAAGUCAAUGCAAAAUCAUGCUGCCGUGUUCCGUGUGGGAAGCGUGUUGCAAGAAGGUUGUGGGAAAAUCAGCAAGCUCUACAGAGACCUGAAGCACCUGAAGACGUUUGACCGGGGAAUGAUCUGGAACACGGACCUGGUGGAGACCCUGGAGCUGCAGAACCUGAUGCUGUGUGCGCUGCAGACCAUCAAUGGAGCAGAGGCGCGGAAGGAGUCACGGGGCGCGCACGCCAGGGAAGACUACAAGGUGCGGAUUGAUGAGUACGAUUACUCCAAGCCCAUCCAGGGGCAACAGAAGAAGCCCUUUGAGGAGCACUGGAGGAAGCACACCCUGUCCUAUGUGGACGUCAGCACUGGGAAGGUCAGUGUGGAGCUCGUUCUCACCACAGCCCAGCACCCACACGGCCCCGCCCAGGUCUGCAGGCUGGCCUUGCUGAUGGUGAGCGGGGAGGAGCAGGCCAGAUUUAAAUCAACUCCUGACAGAUUUGAGGCACCACUGAAAAAGGCACUCUGACAGCAGUCAGGCUUCGGGCUGGAGACAGAAUCCAGUACCUGCAGGUGGUUCAGAGGAGCGUUAAGGAAGGGUUGCUCCGUGGUGUGGGCCAGAUGGAAGUCACUGGGCAGGAGCAAGCGUCCAAGGCCUGGUGGCAGGGGAGGAGAUGAUUGUGGACUUAGCAAGAAAGUCAGCAUCUGUCGGGUGGACACACAGCCACUACCAGAAACCAGUCCCACGCCAAGGGAGCCCAGAAGAGACCCCUCCCCUCUCCUCCCAUGGGCUGGGCCAACUGGAAGCAUCUGCAGGGGAGCUGAGGGGAUGUGGUGCAGCCGUUGGCAUCCCCUGGGCACUGAGCAAGCAGAGAAGGGCCGAAAUUGAGGCGGGGCGGGGUUGGGGGUGAGCCGUGUCCUGGGAACAGCCAGCUGAGGGUGUGGUAGGGGGUCGCAGCCUUGUUCCACACAAGCACAGUGUUGGGAACAGCCAGCCGAGGGUGUGGUAGGGGGUCGCAGCCUUGUUCCACACACAGUGAGUAGCGUCCUGGGAACAGCCAGCCGAGAGUGUGGUAGGGGGUCACAGCCUUGUUCCACACAAGCACGGUUCACCCGUGUGGCAUUUCCGCUGGGCAUUGAGAUUCAGAAAUAAUGAAGACAGAAAGCUUUUACCCUUAAGCUUUUCAUAGCUGUAAGAGAGAGUUGUAUAAUCAUUUAGCUGUGUCUGUGGAAGUUACCAUUGGACUCUCACUAUCAUCUAGUGUGUCUGUGAUUCAGGCAGUAGGUCAUUUUCAGGAUUUAUCAUGAAGGCCAUUUCCUGAUAGUGUAUAGAAAUCACACUUCACUCACUUAGCACAAGUCUAUUUUUAAUGUUUCCGGGUUUGGGUUUUUUGUUUUGUUUUUGUUUCUCUGAGAUAGAGUCUCAUCUCUGUUGUCCAGGCUGAAACGUAGUGGCUUGAUCUCAUCUCACUGCAGCCUCAACCUCCCCCAGGCUCAGGUGAUCCUCCCAUCUCAGCCUCCCGGGCACAUGCCACCAUGCCUGGCUAAUUUUUGUAUGUUUUGUAGAGGGGAGUUUUUCACCAUGUUGCCCAGGCUAGUCUUGAACUCCUGAGCUCAAGUGAUCCACCUGUCUUGGCCUCCCCAACAGGCAUGAACCAACACGCCCAGCCAGUUUUACUGAUUUUUAAAAAAAUACAUACUCUUUUAGAAAGUACAGAGAGAUUGAAAUAAGCUCACUAACCAGAGACGACCCAUUCUUUGUAUAUGUGCCUACCUUUUCCUGUGUGUGCAUAUUUAAUUCACAGCUUGAGUAUUCCUUCUCUGAAAUCCUUGGGACCAGAAGUGUUUUGGAUUUCAGGCUUGUUCAGACUUUGGAAUAUUUGCAUUAUACUUACUGUCUGAGCAUCCCUAAUCGGAAGAUCUGACUCCAUAGCACAUUUCUUUUGACUCUCUUUUUUUUUUUUUUUGAGACGAGUCUCGCUCUGUCACCCAGGCUGGAGUGCAGUGGCGCAAUCUCGGCUCACUGCAAGCUCCGCCUCCCGGGUUCACGCCAUUCUCCUGCCUCAGCCUCUCCGAGUAGCUGGGACUACAGGCGCCCGCCACCACGCCCGGCUAAUUUUUUGUAUUUUUAGUAGAGAUGGGGUUUCACUGUGGUCUCGAUCUCCUGACCUCAUGAUCCGCCCGCCUCGGCCUCCCAAAGUGCUGGGAUUACAAGCGUGCGCCACCGCGCCCGGCCUAGCACAUGUCUUUUGAAUGUCAUGCUGGUGCUCAGAAAAGUUCCAGAUUUUGGAGAAUUUCAGAUUUUUGGAUUAGGGAUGUUCAACCUAUAUAAAUAUUUACUUUGAAGUAGAAAAACUGGAAGUAGAUAGUUUAAACAUAAAGUGUCUUGGAAUAGACAAGGGUUCUCCCACUUCUCAUGACGGGAGCAUUUUUGUAAAGCCCUGAGAAUCUGGUACAGUGUCAUUUUCGUUGCUCUGUUCCACUCUGCGGAUCUGCCGUCAUUUACAGUCCCCUGUUGUGCACGUAGAUCAUUUUUAAAUUUGUUAUUGGAAAAUACUGCAGCAAAUACCUCUAAGUUCCCAUGCUGUAAAUCUACUUUUAUAGUUAAAAUGUUUCAAAAGGAACACAAGAGAUGGCUUUUUGUACAUUUUUGUGCUUAACUUACCACUGACUCUUUUUCAAGGUCACUCUGGAAUAUAGACCUGUAAUCGACAAAACUUUGAACGAGGCUGACUGUGCCACCGUCCCCCCAGCCAUUCGCUCCUACUGAUGAGACAAGAUGCGGUGAUGACAGAAUCAGCUUUUGUAAUUAUGUAUAAUAGCUCAUGCAUGUGUCCAUGUCAUAACUGUCUUCAUGCGCUUCUGCGCUCGGGGGAAGAAGGAGUACAUUGAAGGGAGAUUGGCACCCAGUGGCUGGGAGCUUGCCAGGAACCCAGUGGCCAGGGAGCGUGGCACUUACCUUUGUCCCUUGCUUCAUUCUUCUGAGAUGAUAAAACUGGGCACAGCUCUUAAAUAAAACAUAAAUGAACAAA